Messenger RNA from Tinamus guttatus (white-throated tinamou), 2915 nucleotides. It is a transcript of the gene IFIH1, whose product is annotated as interferon induced with helicase C domain 1. Lineage: Eukaryota; Metazoa; Chordata; Aves; Tinamiformes; Tinamidae. Gene Ontology annotation, cellular component: cytoplasm. Gene Ontology annotation, molecular function: zinc ion binding; DNA binding; single-stranded RNA binding. Gene Ontology annotation, biological process: antiviral innate immune response; MDA-5 signaling pathway. The record is from RefSeq and is a predicted model, not a curated record.
CGUCGAGAGGGAGGCGGCGGAGCGGGUGCUGCGCGCCCUGGAGAGCGGGCCCCGAGAGCUCUUCCCCGAGUUCCUGCUGGCGCUGGAGCGCGGUGGCUGCCGCCUGGCCGCCAGCUACCUGAACCCCAGCCUGAGCCAGCUGCCCUCGCCCGGGGAGGAGGCCCAGCACGACCUGUGCGUGCAGCUCGUGCAGCUGCUCUACGGCACGCUCGUGGACAACAUGCGCGCCGUGCAGGUGGCUGAGAAGUGCCUGCAGUUGGACAUCUUCACCGUGGAGGACCUGGAGCGGAUCCAGACUGCUACUGAUAAUCGUGGGAAUAGAGAAGGUGCAAGGGAGUUGCUAAGUAGAAUAGUUCAGAAGAAGGAUUGGUUCUCCGGGUUUCUGAGAGCCUUGCGUGAAACCCAACACGAAGACCUUGCAGAUGACUUAAGUGGAAAUACAGCAGGAGUAGAAAAUAAAGAAAAUGAGUUGAGUAACAGUACAAAUGAAGAAGGAGAAGUCACAAGGCAACCAGGAAGUGCUGCAGUGGAGGAUUUCAAACAGCAAGAAAAUAUGAACGAUAGUUCAACCAGUGAGACCAGUGUUUUGGAAAGCUCUUUUGCAGAGAUUUCUGUAGCUUCAGAGUCUGAUGUCCCUAUAGGGGAUGGAAGUGUCAAUAAUGUGAGUGAAAACCUGGGACAGAGCAGCAGCACAACCAGUGAUUCGGAUGAAGAUGAAGAGGACAGCAGAGUUUCACCUGAGCCAGAACUGAUCCUGAGAGAUUACCAGAUGGAAGUUGCAAAACCAGCACUGAAUGGGGAGAAUAUUAUAAUAUGUCUCCCUACAGGCAGUGGUAAAACUAGAGUGGCUGUUUACAUUACCAAAGAUCACUUGGAUAAGAAGAAAAGAGCAUCAGAGCCUGGAAAAGUUAUAGUACUUGUUAAUAAGGUCCCGUUGGUGGAACAGCAUUUACGAAAGGAGUUUCAUCCCUUCUUGAAGCGCUGGUAUCAGGUUAUUGGACUAAGUGGUGAUACUCAGCUGAAAAUCUCAUUUCCUGAGGUUGUCAGGCGAAACGACGUCAUUAUCAGCACAGCGCAGAUCCUGGAGAACUCACUAUCACAUGCAGCUGAGGAAGAGGAGGAAAGUGUCCAUUUAUCAGAUUUUUCUCUUAUCAUUAUUGAUGAAUGUCAUCACACUCAAAAGGAAGGGGUCUACAACAAUAUAAUGCGACGUUACUUAAAGGAAAAGAUGAAGAAUAGGAAGCUGGCAAAAGAAAACAGACCUCUCAUUCUACAGCCUCAGAUUCUGGGCCUUACAGCCUCACCUGGUGUAGGAGGUGCAACAUCCCAUGCGAAAGCUGUAGAACAUAUUCUGAAAAUCUGUGCCAAUCUUGAUGCAUGUAGAAUCAUGACUGUUGAAGAACAUGCCUCCCAACUGAGGAAUCAGGUGAAGGAACCAUAUAAGAAGACUGUGAUUGCAGAUAACAAAAGAAGGGAUCCAUUUAGAGAGAAAAUUAUCGAGAUCAUGACAGACAUUCAAAACUAUUGCCAGCUCCAUCCAAAAUCGGAGUUUGGAACUCAGCCGUACGAGCAGUGGGUGAUUAGAGAGGAGAAAAAAGCGGCAAAAGAAGAAAAACGCAAGCAACGUGUCUGUGCAGAACACUUGAAGAAAUACAAUGAUGCUUUGCAAAUAAAUGACACUGUUCGAAUGGUUGAUGCAUACAAUCACCUGCGUAGCUUUUAUAAGGAGGAAAAAAGCAAAAAAACAGUAGUGAGUGAUGAUGAGGAUGAACCAGCAGUAUCAAAACAGGACGAAACUGAUGAAUUUCUAAUUGGUUUGUUUUAUGCAAAAAAGAAACAGCUGAAAAGGUUUGCUGAAAAUCCCGAAUAUGAAAAUGAGACACUAACAGAGUUGCGAAACACUUUAAUGGAGAACUUCACAAAGACCAGUGAACCGAGGGGAAUUAUUUUCACCAAGACCCGGCAUGGUGCUUCUGCUCUGUUCCAGUGGAUUAAAGAUAACAAAAAAUUUGAAGAAGUAGGAAUUAAGGCCCAAUAUCUUAUUGGUGCUGGGCACAACAGUGAAACUCAACCUAUGACUCAGAAUGAGCAAAGGGAAGUAAUUGAUAAAUUCCGAGAUGGAAGAGUAAAUUUACUCAUUGCUACUACUGUAGCUGAGGAAGGCCUAGACAUCAAGGAGUGCAACAUUGUUAUUCGCUAUGGCCUUGUCACCAAUGAAAUUGCUAUGGUGCAGGCUCGUGGUCGAGCUCGAGCUGACGAGAGCACCUAUGCCCUUGUGGCUUCAAGUGGCUCAGGAGCUGUUGAACGUGAGGAUGUUAAUAAUUUCCGUGAGAAAAUGAUGUAUAAGGCCAUUCGGAGUGUCCAGAAGAUGCCACAAAAAGAGUACUUGGAGAAGAUUCAGACCUUCCAGUUGCAAAGUCUAAUGGAAAAAAAAAUGAAGGCAAAAAGAGAUCAGUGUAAGACAUAUAAGAAAAAUGCUUCACUAAUAAAAUUCCUAUGCAAAAAUUGCUACAAGAUGGUAUGUUCAGGAGAGGAUAUACAAGUUAUUGAAAAUAUGCAUCAUGUCAGCGUGAAAAAAGAUUUUCAAAGCCUUUACCAUACAAGAGAAAAUAAGACACUGCAAGAAAAACAUGCUGAUUACCAGACAAAUGGGGAAAUUACAUGUAAAGACUGUGGACAAGCUUGGGGAAAUAUGAUGGUUCACCGAGGUCUUGACAUGCCUUGUCUAAAGAUUAAAAAUUUUGUGGUUGUGUUUGAAGACAAGAAAACAAGAAAAGACAUUUUUAAGAAAUGGGGAGAACUGCCAGUCCGGUUCCCUGAUUUUGAUUAUGCAGGUCAUUAUCUUUCAAGUGAUGAGGAUUAGGGACUCUGAAGAGGGGCUUUUAUUUUCAUCAUGUGUUUUUCUGACUACUGAU